Penicillium malachiteum is the source of this 1701-nucleotide messenger RNA. RefSeq lists its product as uncharacterized. The record is from RefSeq and is a predicted model, not a curated record. The transcript has 2 exons. NCBI's taxonomy places the organism in Eukaryota, Fungi, Ascomycota, Eurotiomycetes, Eurotiales, Aspergillaceae. Bases 1 to 1701 code for a protein of 566 amino acids.
AUGGUGUUUGGAAAAAUGGAUCCUGACAUUAUCUUUGAUAUUAUGCUCAGGAAACCGGCUGCUUUCAACAUCCAAGUUCCGUCUUUGAGCUCUAUGGCCCAGCACUUUAGCACCAAACAGAUGGAGCUGGUGCUACAAGAUUUCCCUAAUAUCUUUGUGACUGAGAGUGUUUUGGCAGGCGCUGCACGAAACCGCUCCCACCCAGAAAUGUUGGGUUUCCUGUGGCCUCGUCGGGAGCAGGCUAUGUCUAUCACUGAAGAUAUACUCGUGGGUGCAGCGAGUGAUUCUAGCCCUAUUAAUCUAAAGUUCAUUAUCAGUGAACUCGAACCUAAUACCCGAUUGAAUGACUGCGUUAUGGAACAAGUGAUUGGAAAGAGUGCAGUUUCCAUGAUUAAAAUGCUCUGGGAAAGCCAGAAGAUCACAUUUGAAAUCUCUGCCAAGAUGAUUGAGAUUGCUAUCUCGAGAUAUAAUGACCCACUGGAAAUGCUCGAAAUACUUGCUUUAUUUGACAACAAUAUUAAACCAGAAGUUCCUGUUACUGAAAGCUUGGUAUCUGUUGCAGCAGGCCAUCCCAAGUGUCUGGACAUCCCGCUGUCCGAUCAAGUGUUUAUUGCCGCGUGCUCUAACCCUCCCGUGCAGUCUCGAAUUCUGGACAAAAGCAGUGGUUCUGUGCCAGUGGACCAGAUGGUUGCUAAGUUUGUGAGCAGAAAGUAUCCCACUGAAGUGUUGGACAUGCUAUUUGACAGAAAGCUCUUGGAUGUUGAUGAGAAGCUGCUGGAAACUAUGGCUGGAAGAUACGAAACAUUGACCGCCGUGCUUUCUCGAGCUCCAGAUAUGCCCAUAACAGACCAAGUGCUUCUAAAAGCAGCGAGAGACUCUCGAUCAAUUUGCUUGCUUCUAUACAAGCGAAGUAUCGAUAAACUCAUUGCAGAAAAUAUCAUCAUCGCUGCUACUGAGAGCUGUGAUUCAGACCAGUUCCAGCGGGUUGUCGAGUCUAUUAUCAACCACAUCGGCCCCGCUCCUCUUACAGAAAGGGUUUUUCUAGCAGUGGUAGAGAACAUUUAUCUCAAAGGCGUAUUCCCGUGGCUCUGCGAUCAGCCACAAAGUAGCGAUGAUCCCUUUACAGAAGACAUACUCAUCGCUGCUACGAAGUACUGCAAUUCAACCGAGUUCGAGCAGAUUUUCGAAGCUAUGAUCAAUAACAUGGGCUUCGCUCCUAUUACAGAAAAAGUCUUUUUAGCAGUAUUAUCCAGUUAUCUUCUAUGGGACACCAUUCCAUGGCUCUGUGAAAAACGGCGAAAUAUCCAUGACCACUCUAUAGAAGACAUCUUCAUUGCCGCUGUGAAUUCAAAUGACUCGACACACUUUCAGGAUAUCGUCAAAAAUUUCAUCGAUUAUAUGGGCUUAGAUCUUAUUACGGAUAAGGUGUUUCGAGCGACAAUAUACAACUGCCUACCUGACGCGUUUCAAUGGCUUUGUGAUCAGCGGCAAGAUCUCAACUUGACUUGGGAAGGUACAUGCCGCACUAUUCUCCAGGAUAUGAAUAUCUCCGCUGAGAGCAAGCUGAUUCCACUCGGGUGUCUUGAGCUCCCUAUUGAUGUGAAUUCACUCAAGAUUUCACCCACCCUGUUGGCCAAGUACCCUUAUGAUCUUGAACAUGGGAAUAACUACGGCUUGGACGAUCUGGUUAAUAGUCAAUGA